CUGGUUUUCCCUGCGCAGACACAGAGUGACACAGAGUUCUUUUGGUUUUCCUUCUCUGUCACAUAAGCAGAGAUUUCUUGCUCGUAGUUUGACUCUUAAAUCAGAGACAUGUCUGUUGACAGGGUCCACUCGGCUUUACCUGACCCUCCACUUCAGAGCGAAGAAGAGAACAGAGAGGAGGAGAAGGCUUUUGGGAAUGCCUUUGCAGAGUUAGAAUCUGUGGACCUGCCUCUGGGAACCACCUUAAGGUCAAUUUACGAUGAUCAGCCCAACGCCCACAAACGCUUUAUGGAGAAGCUGGACGCCAGGAUAAGGAACCAUGACCGUGAGAUCGAGAAGAUGUGCAAUUUCCACCACCAAGGUUUUGUGGACGCCAUCACAGAGCUCCUCAAAGUUCGUGCUGAUGCAGAAAAACUGAUGGGCCAGGUCACAGACACUAAUCGGAGACUACAGGAGGCUGGACGGGAGGUGACAGCUCAAACAGAGGAGGUGAUUCGCUGUCGCAUCCAGCAGAGGAACAUGGCCACUACAGUGGAGAAGCUGCAGCUCUGUAUACCAGUGCUAGAAAUGUACAGCAAACUGAAGGAGCAGCUGGAAUCCAAAAGAUAUUAUGCUGCACUGAAAACCAUGGAGCAGUUGGAGAAGGUCUACAUUCCCAGGGUCAGUCAUUACAGGUUCUGUCAGAUCAUGGCUGAAAACCUGCCCAGACUCCGAGAGGAGAUCAAGGAGAUCUCCAUGUCGGACCUCAAGGACUUCCUGGAGAGCAUCAGGAAACACUCGGACAAGGUUGGAGAGACUGCCAUGAGACAGGCUCAGCAGCACAGAACUUUUAACAGCGCAGUAGCCAAACAGGCCAGCACGGGCCACUACACCAAGCCUAUGUACUCGCUCAACGGACGAACACACACCCACAACGGCCUCAUGAUCGAGGAAGACUCAGGAGAGGAGGAGGAAGCUGAUGAAGAGGUUCUAACAGCUCAGGACCUGGUGGACUUCUCACCUGUCUACAGGUGUUUACACAUUUACACAGUGCUGGGAGAUCGGGAAACAUUUGAGAAUUACUACAGGAAGCAGAGAAAGAAACAGGCCCGGCUCGUUCUGCAGCCUCAGGCUAACAUGCAUGAGACAGUGGAAGGCUACAGAAGAUACUUCAAUCAGAUUGUAGGUUUCUUUGUAGUGGAGGACCACAUCCUUCAUGCAACACAGGGGCUGGUGACCAGAGCUUUCACCGACGAACUUUGGAACAUGGCGCUGUCCAAGAUCAUCGCUGUGCUCCGCACGCACUCUUCAUACUGUGAGGACCCAGACCUGGUCCUGGAGCUGAAGAACCUCAUCGUGAUCUUUGCAGACACACUACAGGGUUAUGGGUUCCCAGUGAAUCGGCUGUUCGACCUGCUGUUCGAGGUCAGAGACCAGUACAAUGAAACUCUGUUGAAGAAGUGGGCGCUGGUUUUCAGGGAGAUCUUUGAGUUGGACAACUACAGUCCAAUCCCAGUGGAGACAGAGGAGGAGUAUAAACAUGUAGUCAGCCGCUUCCCAUUUCACGAUACUGAGAUUGAGAAGCAGCAGGACUUCCCUAAGAAGCUGCCCAUGUCUCAGUCCGUCCCUCAGAUCUACACACAGGUCAAAGAGUUCAUUUACGCCAGCCUGAAGUUCUCUGAGUCACUACACCGCAGCUCAACAGAGAUCGACGACAUGUUGAGAAAAUCAACCAACCUGUUGCUGACCAGAACACUCAGCAGCUGUCUGCAGAACCUCAUCAAAAAACCUCACAUAGGACUAACCGAGCUUGUGCAGAUCAUCAUUAACACCACCCACCUGGAGCAGGCCUGCAGGUAUCUGGAGGAGUUUAUCACAAACAUCACCAAUGUCUCCCCUGAAACCGUCCACACCACAAGACUCUACGGCUUGUCCACUUUCAAGGACGCUCGUCACGCUGCAGAAGGAGAGAUUUACACCAAACUUAACCAGAAGAUUGACGAGUUCAUCCAGCUAGCAGACUAUGAGUGGGGCAUGGCGGAGUCGGAUGGUCGAGCCUCUGGAUACCUCAUGGACCUGAUCAACUUCCUGCGCUCUACUUUCCAGGUCUUCACACAUCUCCCGAAUAACAACAAUGACCAUGCAUCGAUGUCGGGUAAAGUGGCCCAGACAGCUUGUAUGUCAGCCUGCAAGCAUCUUUCCACAUCACUGAUGCAGAUGCUGCUGGACACAGAACUCAAACAGAUCAGCAUGGGGGCCAUUCAGCAAUUCAACCUAGAUGUCAUUCAAUGUGAACUGUUUGCCAGUUCUGAGCCGGUCCCUGGCUUUCAAGGAGACACGCUCCAGCUGGCCUUCAUCGACCUACGACAGCUCCUUGACCUGUUCAUGGUGUGGGAUUGGUCGACUUACCUGGCGGACUACGGCCAGCCAACCUCCAAAUACCUGAGAGUGAACCCGGCUACAGCCCUGGCUCUGCUGGAGAAAGUCUACAGAGGGAUGAAGGACACGAGUAAGAAGAACAACAUCUUCUCUCAGUUCAGGAAGAACGACAGAGACAAGCAGAAGCUGAUAGAGACUGUGGUCAAACAGCUGAGGAGCCUGGUCAACGGCAUGUCCUCCUAAACACACAGACACACACAGACACACACACACACACACACACACACACACACAGGAGUGAUGUUCACACGGGUCUCAAAGAAAUAAAGAUGGGAACAGGCAUGCAGUCACAUGCACACACUGAACUGCCAAGACUCUCCCAAAGGUAACACACCUUAUAAAACGAUGACACACGACGUAACAGUGACAGAUAAAAGAAUCACACAGGGAAUUUACACACACAGACAAAAGGGACACGCACACAUCACAUAAAGGCACAGCAAUACACACGAUGUACAAAGCAUGCAGGGAACACACACACACACACACACACACACACAGGAAGUCCUAUCCUCUCCUUACUGUUAUACCUGACUGAAUACUCCGUGUAAAUAACAAACACACACACACACACACACACACACACACACACACACACAAACGUCCAUCCACACACUUUCACACUUUCACAGGAUUGAACAGUAAAAUGUUUGUAAAGUAUUUUUAAUGGCGAUGAUAAGACAAACUAUGUUUUGUACAUCUGUGAGAGUGUAAUCAUUGAACCUGCAGGAAGAGACACUCGCAAGUACUGGGACAAUGAGGUCAAAGGUCAACCUUACUACGACACAUUUCGUUGUCCAGUCAAAAAAACUUUAUAGCUGUGUCCUAAUUUAGGGGCUGCAUUAUUCGUGGGGGGGGGGCAUUUGAAGACUGAUUACAUCACAGAGAUGUAUCGAAGGCUGUCACACUUUGAAGGCUCCUUCAAAUGCAUCCGCCUUUCCCCCGGGCAACGAAGGAUCCAUCCGGUGGCACCAUGCCAUCGUGGCUCGACAUAUCUAUAUUGAGACUAAAACCUCUUUUAGAAGAGAGCAGUCAAACCCAUUAAAGAACGCUGUAAAAUCACAAUUUCAAACAGGCUCUUGAUUGAACAGUGGCCUUUUAAGAAAAACGACUACAUGCCUUUGUGUCCACGUUCUUUAUGAUACUCUUAAAUUAACUCAGCAGUAUGGGUGACACUUUAGCUCUUCUUUAUGAUUCUCCAUUUUGUUUGUUUGUGCUCAUGACUCUUGCACGUGCAGAGCGCUCUGAGCUCUAAUUGGUCAUAGCACUGAUGUGAUGGAAUCAAACAUGUCAGACUUUCUGUGAGGAGGUCGUGAGGCGUCCCAGAUGUGGCCAUGUUUGUUCUUCAUUAUGACAUAUUACACGGGAUAAAAUGAUAAAAUGAUCAAUUUUCUGGGCUGACGGGUCCAACAACCGUACAGCUGCUGGUUCGGACUGUAAACAUUCUUAUAUGGUGUCUGACCUCGGCAUAAUCAGAAACUUAGGGCGCGGUCACACCAUCAAUCCGUACCGUGCUGUGCUUGACAACGGUCAAAUGAACUGGACUUUAGGGGUGAAGCUACGUGUGAGACAGCGCCCUUACAAAAACCUUUUCAGGUGGUAACUGGCAUGAAAACGUCUCACUGUUUCUUCCAGCAUCUCUCUUCAGACAUAUGGGUUUAAAAUGUGACCUGACAAAGAUGAACUGGCACUCAUUGUCCCCGUACUCGAGCUGUUUCUGUGUUCACGUGUGCAGAAAUGAAGGGAUGCUGAGGCCUUGGAUGGAUGGAUGGAUGGAUGGAAGAAGAGAUGAAUGGAUGAUGACGUCUCGAAAGACUGAUGUUCAUGAAAGAGUGAAGUUUUGUUGAACCCCGCGGUGGUUUCUCUCUCUGUUGUUUUUUUCCUUCCUCACAUUGUACGUUUGAAACAACCCAAACGAGACAUGACUGUCCCAGCCAGUAAACGCGAUUUAACUAUGAAGAGACGGAUAUGAAGGUGACCAUCAGAUUGUACUUGGAAUCUUCACUUCCUGGUUUCAGAUGUGAAUGUGAAAAAGGAGGCCAGCGAUCUAGAAAUGAAUUUGUUAUUUUCAUGUCACAAAACACACAUUUAUGCAGACAUGGGGCGGCUCAGUGAAGGUGGUUGUUCUUUAUUUGGCAAGACUGUGCAGGUGAUCAGUAAAGGCUCAGAGUUCUUCAGAGUGACCCAUGCAUGAAGCAAUCCUAAUUCAGGGUUUGCAUCAUAAGUCAAACAAAAAAUAGUCACCUCUCAUGUUGUUUGGAUACAUCCGGUGUGAAUGCAAGCAAAACACACAGCGAUGGGAGUGUGAGCACGGUAAACAGUCCGGGAACAUCAUUUAAAAAGAAAUCAUCUGACAUGUUUAUACCAGUUGGAGAUAGGGGUCUAAAGAUGGUCCUCAGGCCUUAACUCUUUCACAGAUUUUAUCCAUUAAUCUCCCUCCGGUUAGCUCACCUGCACUCAUUCAUAGCAGCCACGGCUCAGAUGUGAAGAAGGUGGUAUCAGGUCAAACGUGCCGCCUUCCUCGUCUCACUUCAAAUCCUCCGUUUUUAGAGUGAAGUACUUUAUUUAUGUGAUUUUAACUACAGUUACGUCUUACAACUCUCUCAAACUACUUCAUUCAUACAAGAGAACUUCUGGAAUGAUGUUAUUAGUGAUUAUUUACACAUGCUAUAUAUUUAACAGUUCAAUGACUCGCAGUCUAAUUAUUCUUUCUUUUUGUUCCUCAGGGUGAAAUUAAGCUUUAGAAUCUCAUAACCCACAUACAGUUUAUCCACAAAGCACAGCAAUAAUAAUGAAUUGGUUCCUUUGCAGCCUCGAGGCAGGCCGCCUCUUACCUAAAACCUGCACGUGACUCCUGAUGACAAACGUUUUAUAACGAGACUGUUUCUAUUCUCUUUGUGUUUGGAGUCCGUGCUCCACUUUCAGCAGCAUUUUUGCACUGAAACUGAUUGUUGUUGUUUUUUCCUUUAUUCUUUUUUUUCUUUUUUCUUUUUCUUUUUUUUAGAGUUGCUUGUAAAUGCCACUGUAUAUACUGCAUAUUUUGUAAAGAAUAUCACAGCAGCGCGUCUGCUACAAACAGAACUGGAGGUUGACAUUGUGACAUGUAAGAUUAGAAUGUGUUGCUUCCUUGGCGAGCAGCUAGACUGUGUGAGGAGCUCAGUGAUUGGUACCUUCUCUCCUCUCAUUUGCAUGGUUACCAUACAAAAUAUGCUUUAUUGUGUUCAAGCAUAAACCCUGUGUAAAAAAUGUGAAGUAUGUAAAUACAAAUACAAAAGAUUUCAAGUGACUGCUUAUUGGUAUUAUCCAAAAUAAAGGACGAUUCCAAAUAG
Molecule: messenger RNA, 5747 nt
Organism: Labrus bergylta (ballan wrasse)
Lineage: Eukaryota; Metazoa; Chordata; Actinopteri; Labriformes; Labridae
Source: RefSeq, a predicted model, not a curated record